GAAUCCUUUCAAUGGUCAAGUGUUCAAUAACUAUGACAACGAAGAUAUUUACAAGGGUGUGAUAAUUGACGAACCGAAUGUUGCAGAUAGAAAACCCUCUUCCCGGGCGCCUUUGUUUUCAAGGUCUCGACGCUUGAUGGAGACCACAACUGAGGAAGAACAUGAAACCGCUUGGCGAAUACUGCACCGCGCACUUCAGCGGUCAUUUUUUGAAGACAUCCGAAAAUCGUACAUGGUCCGUUUAGUUAUACAAGAAUUCUUUUAUAGUCCAUCGAUAAUAUCUCACAAGCAUUCAUCUCGCUUUUUUCAGCUAGGCCACAUCGUCAAGGUAACGUUUCAUGACAUCGUCGUGGAUGUUACAACCCACCAUAAGCCAACGGUAAAGGUUUUGUCCAAGAAGGAUGAGCUCAUCUGUUUCAAGGAAGUGUUUGAUCAACUCCAGACGCACCGCUUCACAUUUUAUCAGGUUAUGGCCUUUACCGAACCACUUUCAGACACUGAUUCAACUAGUUAUGAACCGCAGUCUCCUAAUUCCAGUCGGUUGAUCUGCUGCUCAGAAUCGCGAUCAACUUUCUGUUGUUUGGAUGUCGAUUUGUUCGGUAAAUGUUCCUCAAAAUUGCUCGAUUUGAAUAAUGAUGCCAUUUCUCUUCUGGGAUGAUUUCUAUAAGAAAAGAAACUACAUACCUGAAGUGCACGGUGGAGUUUUCGCCAAGCAGUUUCCUGUUCUUCCUCGGUUGUGGCCUCCAUCAGGCGUCGGGACAUUGAGAGCAAAUGCACACGAGAAGAGGGUUUUCUAUCUACAACAUUCGGCUAGAACGGAGAAAACAAUGAACAAUUUACUGUUAAUAGGAGGUCUGCCAAUGCUGACUGGAAGAAUGGAGAAUCUACCCAGUCUAUCUUUCUAUAUAUCCAUGUAUCCAUCUAUCUAACAAGGUGUCCGUCUAUCUAUCCAUCUAUGCAUCAGUCUCUCUUGUCAAGCUCCCCAUCUACCGGUCUAUUUGAUUACCAAUGUACUGUCUAGUUGACAUUUGUUCUGACUAUUCAGCCGUCUGCUCUUCUGUCUUUGUGUCUAUCGCUCUGUAAUUACGAAUAUAUUUAUGCACAUAUAUGUGGAUAUAGAUGAGCAUGUACACAAAUGUGUACGUAUGCAUG
Opisthorchis viverrini is the source of this 1152-nucleotide messenger RNA. RefSeq lists its product as hypothetical. The annotation marks the transcript as partial. NCBI's taxonomy places the organism in Eukaryota, Metazoa, Platyhelminthes, Trematoda, Opisthorchiida, Opisthorchiidae. The record is from RefSeq and is a predicted model, not a curated record. The transcript has 6 exons.